Messenger RNA from Pseudonaja textilis, 5026 nucleotides. It is a transcript of the gene GLCCI1, whose product is annotated as glucocorticoid induced 1. The record is from RefSeq and is a predicted model, not a curated record. Gene Ontology annotation, cellular component: cytoplasm. NCBI's taxonomy places the organism in Eukaryota, Metazoa, Chordata, Lepidosauria, Squamata, Elapidae.
GGUGGUCGUAUGUGCGGUGGUGGUCUCGAGUUUUUAGUCAGGUAGGAGCUCGACUCUUAUGCUCCCCGCCCACUUCGCCGUCGCUCCUCCUCCUCAUCUCCAGUAGUGGCCGCCUCGUCCAUGGACGAUGUAAGCCGCGAGGGGCUAAGCUGCCAAGGCAGGCAGUCAUGGUCACAUACCGGCGAUAAACGCGUCGCUGAACGCUCCAGAGUCUGCCUAUCUCGGCCUCUUCCUGUCCCUUCUUCCAGGGGGCGUGUUCGCGCGUGAGGGAGUCAGGAGAGAAGCCUUCCUUGUUUUCUUUUGCCUUCGGAGCGCCGCCAUGUCCAGCUCCUCCUCGCAGACUCCUCCUCACCACCAGCCCCCGCAGCGGAUGCGCCGUGGCGCCGCCGGGUCCCCAACCAGCGGUAACGCCGGGGUUUCGGUCGGUAGUAAUGGGUCUGGCGGCGGAGGAAACGGCGUUGGAAGCGCCCCCGGUGGUGGCGCUGGGACUAGCCGGUUGCUCCAACCGAUCCGCGCCACCGUCCCUUUUCAGCUCCUGAGGGGAAAUCAGCAGAGCCCGACUCGCUUGCCGAUCUCCUCAGCCUCCGUGGGGAGUAAUACCGGCCCUGGAGGGCCGCGAGGCGGAGGGGGAGGAGGCGGGGGGAACGGUGGCAGUCCGCCUCCACCAAACUCUACUUCACCGUUGGCUCUGGCGGCCGCUGCUGCCGGUGCCGCCGUUGUUGCUGCCCCGCCGGGAGCAGGCGGGGCGGUAGAACCGAGCAGGGUGAAGGUAAGGCAGAAGCGCUCGCCUGACAGCAGCAGCACCACCGCUACCACCACCACCGCUACCACCACCAACGGCGGCAGGCGGAGGAGCAGCUCACCUGAGAGAAGGAGCCCCAGUUCGCCCAUAUAUAAAGUAGACAAGCCAAAAGUCCAGCAAAUUAGAACAUCUAGUACUAUAAGACGGACCUCUUCAUUGGAUACAAUAACAGGACCUUACCUCACAGGACAGUGGCCCCGAGAUCCUCAUAUACAUUAUCCUUCAUGCAUGAAGGACAAAUCUACUCAGACACCUAGCUGUUGGGCAGAAGAGGUAUUAGAAAAGAGGUCACAUCAGCGUUCAGCUUCAUGGGGCAGCACUGAUCAACUAAAAGAAAUUGCCAAACUGAGACAGCAGCUCCAGCGAAGUAAACAGAGUAGUCGUCACAAUAAAGAAAAGGAACGUCAGUCGCCUCUCCAUGGCAACCAUAUAGCAAUCAACCAGACUCAGGCUUCUAUCUCAAGAUCAGUACCUAUGCCACUGUCAAAUAUUUCAGUGCCAAAAUCAACAAUCUCACGUGUGCCGUGCAAUGUAGAAGGAAUAAGUCCUGAAUUAGAAAAAGUAUUCAUCAGAGAUAACAGUGGAAAGGAGGAAGUAUCGAAGCCCUUAGAUAUUCCUGAUGGUCGGAGAGCACCCCUACCUGCUCACUAUCGUAGCAGCAGCACAAGAAGCAUUGAUACACAAACACCUUCAGUCCAGGAGCGCAGUAGCAGCUGUAGCAGCCAUUCUCCAUGCAUUUCUCCUAUUUGUCAUCCUGAAUCACAGGAUGGGAGUCCUUGUUCUACAGAAGACGUGCUUUAUGACCGUGAUAAAGACAGUGGGAGUAGCUCACCGUUGCCCAAGUAUGCCUCCUCUCCUAAGCCCAACAACAGCUACAUGUUCAAACGAGAGCCCCCAGAGGGAUGUGAACGAGUGAAGGUCUUUGAGGAAGUGUCGACUCGUCAGCCUGUCUCAACCCCUCUCUUUUCAUGUCCUGACAAAAAUAAAGUUAAUUUCAUCCCAACUGGAUCAGCUUUCUGUCCUGUAAAACUUUUGGGUCCUUUAUUACCUUCUUCUGAUCUGAUUCUCAAAGGCUGUCCAAACUCUAGUCAAAGCACAUCUUUGAGUACUCUGACUGUGGAUCAGCUUUCUUCUCGGGUUACUUUCUCUUCUCUGUUGGAUGACACCAGCACAAGGGACUCUUCAGAGAUCUUAGUACAACAGCCAUCCCAGCAAUCUCCACAGCUUUUGCAAGAACUGCAACCUGAAGAACACUCCCCUCCUCAAAAUUAUGUUGUAAUCUAGUACAAAAUAGACAGUUGGUGUAAAACAUAAUUGCAUGAGUGGCCACUUUUCCAGGAAAAAAAAGCUAUUUUUCAGCAUCUUUCUAUAUUUCAAAGCUCUUCUUGGCAGGGAUGGAAAUGCUCUGAUUCAGCAUUUUUGUAUUGUGGGGAGCAAAAUGCUUGCAGAAUAUAUCAUUAAGCAUUUUAAGUGGAGACUACGCAUUUCAUAGAAUGAUGAGAGUAGUACUGUUUCCUGUGUUUUUCUUUUUAAAAUUCUACAGUAUAAAUAAGCUCUGUAUCAAACAAAGGUUGCCUGUCUAAAUAGAAAAUGUUUUGCUGUGUUGUGUUCUAUAGAAGAUACUGUAUUUCAAGAUUAUGUUUACAAUUUAUCCAGGUAUUUAUGUUUUAAAUUUCUGUGAUACAUACAAUGUAGAAAAAGAAAACCCAAAAGAAAAAUGACCACAACAGUUGCACAGUGCCCACCUGAGGGCAUAGCUUCAGGUAUUUCUCUCAAAGUCUAAACUCAGGUAUCUUGGAAUGUAUAUCAUACUGGGAUAUAAAAUAUUUUACAGCUGAAAAGCUAAAGAGGGAUCAUCACUCUUCUGCCUUUUUAUUGUUUAUGCAUUAAUAGUUCCUCAUUACAUUCCACUUACUUUGAGGAAAAUACAUUCAGAUCCAGAGAACUAUUACUUUGGUGAACAUGAGGAAAGCUAGCAAAUUUGUGAUGUACAGCUUCACUUCAUGUCAUUACAAGUAAAACAACUGUUGCAUUUCAUUUCAUUGUGGCAAUUAUGGCAUUGAAAAGCAUCAGGUGUUGCACAGUUAAUGACUGUUAAGCUGUUCUGAAUAAAGUGUUGUUAUAACACUGUACAUAAGCAACAUUCCAUGGUGAGUGUGUGCGUGUGAGAGAGGGGGGGGUGGAGGGAGAGAGAGAGAGAUGCCUAACAAAGCCAAGUAUACUUUUGUCGAUUUCCACAAAUUUGCCAGGUUUGGGAAGUUGAUAGGAAUUUUCUCUCAAGCUUGUGCUGGUGAGUUAAGGUUGUGAAAUGCUACUGUUACAAUAUUAAGAGUCUAAUUAAUGUUUAGUUUCUCUUUUGGGGAAAUACUAACUUGUGUCUUUGUUGCUAAAAAAUUCUAAAUUGUUUUGACAAGCAAUGAAUGAUAAAUUAUUUUAUCUAUAAAAUGUGUAUAUCACACCUGGAUUAAGAAAAAUCUCUUAAGCAGCAUAUAACGUAUUUAAAAAAACAACAACAAAAAGGUAAGGAAAAAAGCAAUAGUUGUUAAGUUAUAUUAUCUAUUCAAAGUCUUUGUAAUAUCCUAGUAAAUUUAUUUUUCAUUAGACUGCUGAAGUUUGUCUUCAAAACAGCUGCGCACCCAUGGAACAUCCAGCAGCAUUUUUCACUGCUCUGAAACCGCAAAAGCAGUGGUUUUGGAGAUAAUAAUCGGCAGAAGAAAGGGGACUCCAAGACAAGAAGCAUUUAAUAUUCCCGUGUCUCUGCUUUUGGCUCUGUGCGAGUAGUUUUAUGCAGGGUUUGACUCUUGUUCAGAAAUGGAAAAGGUUGACAUGACUGCAGCUUCUGUAUUUAUGCCCAUUUAAUUAUUUUCUUUUGAGGACAAGUUGGGGCAAGAAGAAAGGGGAUAAUAAAGGUGCCUAAGAAAAGACAUGGAAAAUAAGUAGCUGCUACAUGUUGUAUGGCUUCCUUUGUAUUAUUACCAAAGAGUUUGGUAAAAAAAAAAAAAAACUGUUAGGGAAGGUAGACCAGUGGCAUUUAUAUGGCUGUAGAAGCAGGCUGAGUGAAAGUUAAAGAUUAGUUACUUUCACACAGGGUUUUUUGGUCUGUUUUUUUUUUUUCCUUUUGGGAAAAGGUAUAUAUAAUCCUACUAAACUCAGGCUUUGGCGAAAGUGCUAUAUAAUUUUUGUGUUAAGGUAUAAGGAAAAAGCAUUCAAUUUUUCUGACAAAUGUGCAUUCUUUAAAGUUUUACUUUUAAGUGUUAAAGUGCAUUUCCAUUUUUAUUCUUGAGCCGUUUUCAAAUGUAACAAUAGCUUGAUUCUUAAUGUUAGGGUUUAUGAAAAGCUCUGUCAGAUCAAGAAUGAAUUCUGUGUACAAUAUUUACAGUGAUACUGCUUGUUCUGUUUCAUGAGAAACUAAAUAUUAAUUAUCACUUGCAUUUGUUUUUAGCUUAUUCAAAAAUUCUGAAUAAAAUAUAUUAAAAUUAAUGAUUUGUGAUGUAAAUUUUCCAGCAAUUAUUGAUCUCUGGUAUAUCCUACAUUCAUUUGUAGAAGAUUGUAAGAUACUGUUUCAAGCGUGUUGUGUAUAGUUGUCAUUUCCAGCCUCUGUGCUGAGCAGUAUUCAAAUUACCACAUAUUUGCUUUACCCCUGAAAAAAACUGUUUUUCAGUAUAAAAGUUCCUAUGCCUAUUUAAAUGAAAUUAUUAGGAAAACAUACACUAAAAACUGCAAGUAUAAUAUGACUGAUUUAUUUGUAAACUAGAUAAAAGGUGUAAUUGAAACAAAAGAGAUGAGAUUUUGAACUUCCCCACUGCAGACAUAAAUUGUCACCUGUUUUGCUUUUAGUUGAACUUCAUGUCUGUUCAUGGGAAGAAAAUCAAUUUGAAGUUUAAGAUAUUUAUCUUCAUGCUUAUGAAAAAAGAGUAGUGAGACUUAAGAUGCUUUAUAUUUCAUAGAAUGCAUCAAACCACUUUAUUUUAGUCAUCAACCAGAAAAUCAUAGGGCGGGUAUCAUUAGUUAGGUUUUCUAAGCAGUAAUCCAAUUUUGUCCUUCAAUUGUAUAUUUAAUCAAACCAAUUCAUUUAUUUCUCCCAUAAGAUGGUGUAAUAUAAUAUGAUAAAUACAUAACAUUUCUGAAAAUAUUAGCUUACUUACCCUGGAUAAGCACGUUGUUUAAUUUCUUACAGUUUUAAUAUAAACCAUACUGAUUCAAUGACUGACUGACUUAUUUCUU